GGGCUGUUUGGACGAUAGCCCAGCGGCGCCUUACCAAAAUUUUGGCGUUGACCACUGGCUUGGGCUGCCGUUUGGAUCAAGGCCAAAAAAUUGGUUGUCUGCCAAAAUUUCGGUCGGCAGUUCAGUUUUCACGCCCGCGCCUGGGGGAAACAGCGGCGGCGGAUUUCAUCGCCAAAAUAUUGGCGCGCCAUGGAUUGGCAGGGCAUGUGCGGGCGUCAUCCAAACAACCCCUAAUCCCCUAAACACCACGAGAGUUCUCGGAGAAGAGAGGAGGAGCCGCGGCGUCAGGGCCGGAGAUAUUUUUUUUUGAUAAAGGGAAUAUACUAAUAUCGUGAAGAUACCAAUUACACCCGGCCUCAGGGCCGGAGAUGUCGCUCUACAACUUCACGUACAUCCUCAUCGGCGACUCAGGUGUCGGUAAGACAUGCCUGCUGGUGCAGUUCCUCCACAAGGAGUUCCACCCUGUCGUUGAUUUCAACAUCGACACCGAGUGCGGGGACAAGAUGAUCACCAUCGACAACAAGCCCGCCAAGCUCCUGAUUUGGGACACGCCAGGCCGACACGCAUUCAGAUCGUUAACUACACCACUCUACGACGAGGCUGUCGGUGCUCUCUUGGUUUAUGACAUCACCAGGAGGGAGACUUUUAACUAUCUCGCCAACUGGCUGCAAGAUGCAAGGAAAUAUGCGCACCCUGGCAUGACAAUAAUGCUGAUUGGGAACAAAUGCGAUCUAUCUCACAGCCGUGCAGUGAGCUAUGAGGAAGGCGAGCAGUUUGCAAAGGACCAUGGCCUUCUCUUCAUGGAGGCAUCUGCAAAAACUGCACAGAAUGUUGUGGAGGGUUUCCUUCAGACUGCUGUAGGAAUAUACAAGAAAAUUCAAGAUCCUUCCUCCGAUCUAUAUAAUUAGGUUAGCUGAUUCAAAGUUGGCUACACACUGCCUAGCAUCAUUAGAGGUGCUGGUGCCUCGUCUUCCUAUGGUAGCCGCUACCGUGGUUAAUGUAUUGAUGUGCAUGAAAACUUGUCGUGCGACACUAUUUCGUGUGUCAAUGGAUUAUGAUCUAAUGCUAAACAUUUCAAUAAAUGUACAAUGUGUCGGAUUCCACAAAUUGUAUCCUUUAGUAUGUGAGAUUAAGUAAGAA
This is a messenger RNA of Triticum aestivum (bread wheat), 1140 nucleotides long. Its product is annotated as ras-related protein Rab-2-A. The transcript has 6 exons. Gene Ontology annotation, molecular function: GTPase activity; GTP binding. Bases 369 to 908 code for a protein of 179 amino acids. Lineage: Eukaryota; Viridiplantae; Streptophyta; Magnoliopsida; Poales; Poaceae. The record is from RefSeq and is a predicted model, not a curated record.